Molecule: messenger RNA, 2324 nt
Organism: Nematostella vectensis (starlet sea anemone)
Lineage: Eukaryota; Metazoa; Cnidaria; Anthozoa; Actiniaria; Edwardsiidae
Product: solute carrier family 49 member A3
Exons: 10
Coding region: 209-1753 (514 amino acids)
Biological process (GO): transmembrane transport
Cellular component (GO): membrane
Molecular function (GO): transmembrane transporter activity
Source: RefSeq, a predicted model, not a curated record
CUUCCGGUUCUAUCCCGUGACAAUACUUCACAAAACACAGAAAGUACAAAAGCAAUUCUCCGAAGUUUACGUUCCCACGAGGUUUGAAUAAAGCUGCGCCGUUGUAUUAGGUAAAGCUACGUUGUGCUAUGAGCGAUUUUUUCUGGCGUUGGCCAAGCUUGUUCCUUGGAAAAAAACAAACUGCCGGCUUUCUCAAAGUUGAUGGACAAUGAAUGAGAUGCAGCACCCAGCGGAAACGUCACCUUUACUGAAUGAAGUGGGCCGUCACUACUCACGCCAAGUUUCCAAUCAGAAUGAAGAGAUCCUUAAACGUCAGCAGCUCAAGGAUCAACAUGCGAAGUAUAGGGUUUAUACCAGGCGCUGGUUGAUGCUUCUUGUCUUGUGUGUGCUUAACUUCUCAAACGCCAUGAUAUGGCUGACAUUUGCCCCCAUUGCUGAUAAGUCUGCAAAGUUCUACAACACAUCACUAAGUGGUAUCAACUGGCUGUCCAUCAUCUAUCUGGUUGUGUGCAUGUGCUUUGGUCUUUGUGCCUCAUGGAUGCUGGACACGUGGGGACUCCGUGCAGGGGUGUUGACAGGGGCGUGGUUGAAUGGCACUGGUGCAGGUGUGCGCAUCAUUGGUAGUCUUCACUUUGUUCCAUCCAAGUAUAGAUUUGCUGUUGUGAUGGUUGGACAAGGCCUUGCUUCUCUUGCCCAGCCCUUUAUUCUUAACUCUCCCACCAAACUGGCAGCGACAUGGUUUGCAGCUAAUGAGAGAGCCACUGCCAAUAUGUUUGCAUCCCUUGCUAAUCCACUGGGAGUAUUAGUUGCAAGUGCCAUUGCUCCUAUUAUUGAAAAGAAAUUUGAUAUUGUUUUAGUGGUUGAAGUCUUUGCAAUACCAGCUUUUCUUGGUGUUACCAUGGCAACAUUCGGGUUUUGUAACAGUCUUCCACCAAGUCCACCUACUAUGUCUGCAGCAAGCAAGUCUGAACCUUUUUUCUCUGGCUUGAAACAGGUUUUAAAAAAUAAGACCUUCUUGAUUCUUAUGGUAGCAUUUGGAGGUGGGAUAGGGCUGUUCUCCUGUUUGUCCACACUACUGCAGCAGGUUAUCUGUCCUCAUGGAUACACUGAUACUCAGGCUGGUGUAGCUGGAGCUGUACUUAUUGGCACUGGUCUUGUGGGCGGAGCCAUUACAGGCUCGUAUGUCGAUGCCACCAAGAAGUUUGAGGCAACAGCCAAAGUGUCUUACGGAUUUGCAGCAAUUGCUUGUAUCUUCUUUGCACUGGCAUCUCGUGAGAAUCACCACGUGGCCGAAGUUAUGAUCACCUCUGCUGUGUUUGGCUUUUUUGCUUUCUCGCUGAUGCCGGUGUGUCUGGAACUUGGCGUUGAGUGCACGUACCCCGCCGCAGAGGCGACGAGUGCCGGGCUUCAGUGGAUUUUCGGACAAUUCUCAGGGAUCGUUCUCAUCCUUGUUUGCCAAGCGCUAGCGACGUACAAACUCCCCGCAGAGUUACCCGACUCACAAUGCGACAACAAAGACAAAGAAACUGGUAAAAUCCAGGAUCUAACGUACUCGAUGUACGCGCUUGCCAUCCUUGCCGCCGCCAUCGCUAUCAUGUUCAUCACGCUGUUCAAACCGACAUACAAACGCUUAACCGCCGAGCGGAAAGACGCAAUUGAGAGAAUUGGGCACAUCAAUAGUCCGCUGACCAGGGGGCCGACGAGCCCGCCGCUCAACAGACCGGGAAAGCAGACGACCGUAGCCAUAGCAUAGUGAACCAUUUUAAGGCGGGCAAUUCCACCACAAUUCCCAUGAUGCAUUGUUAUGCAGCGAAGGGCAAAACAUUUUCUCAAAUUCAUAGAAGUCUGUUAGUAUAAAUGUAGUGGCAGAAAAUUGUUCCUACGUCUUCUAGGCCAAUCACGCCGCCAUUUUAUGCUCCCGGUCAAUGCCGAGUAACACAUUUUCAUCGGCUAUUUCAAGCGAUAUUUACAAUCAAAUACCGUCAAUAACGUAUCAGUCUUGUAGACUGAUGUCAUUUAGUAGACUGUUUGAGUUUGAGUUUCUGUUUUACGGGUUUAACUGCGGAUAAACCGGUUUAUUUUCAAUGAUAAUAACAAAGGAGUGGCUGAUCGACAUUCUUUAAAACGACAAUUCAAUGCACCAUUGGUAGGAUGAUUUUUUUAUGGCGUGGCGUGGAAUUAAGUAAAAGGAUUUAUAAAAGUAGAAAUUUUAAAAAUAUUAUUAUAUACAUUAUUUUGUGGCCGUCACAGGGACAAAAUACAGAAGAUAUAUAUUUUAUUAUUAAAAUAAUUCGAUACAAACUAUAAAAUUUAUAACCUUCAAA